GCUACUGCAAUGAUGACAUUGAUGAUGGUUGAGGCUACUACACUGAAAUUCUGCAGAACGAGACUGUAAUACCUUCAACAUGCUAUGGUCUGGGGCUUUUGUCAUGCCGACACUGGAUUUCCAUCAACAAACUCCUAACGGCGCCAUGUGCCGUGGCACUCAAGAAACUCGCUUCGAGUUACUACCGACCAGAUGUUGUGUCAUGUUGCCAGACUGUGUAAUUGUCAGAGAAUCCGACACGGUCUUGUGUCCUCCAGUCUGGUCCUUCGUAAUACGCAGUACAACGUACGGUUUUGACACACGACGGUCAGUCAUUGUGGAAUGGUGGAUCGCAAAUCCAAACCGUUUCCAACCGACGACCAUGUCCGCGGCCAAACUAAUAGAAAAAAAGGGCCGUCUUCCUCCAUCAACAACGCAAAGCAGUAAUGUAAUGGCUCCAUCUCAUCAUAGAAGGCCGGCCGCCAAAACACCGUCCAUGUCAUGGUAUCCUGCCCGCGCUGCAGACGUGGUCUUUGGGCAGACUUGCCGUUGUAAUGCAUCUGAAGAACAUCUUCCCACUGAACAGUUGAACUUUUCCCAUUGCCUCUGAACGUGAGAAGCCAGCAAGCGACUACCACUUGCUUGGCAAAAACGUAGCUUUACCGAGCGUGGGCGGUGGUGCACUCGCAGUACCGGUCAGCACCGUUGCCGGGCAAUUGUAAAGAUGGUGGCAUGACGGUGAUCUCACUGUCGGUCAAACCGCCGGGUCGCUAUUCCCGCGUACGUACUGCGUAGAGUGCCAGAU
Messenger RNA from Neurospora crassa OR74A, 784 nucleotides. RefSeq lists its product as hypothetical. The coding region runs from base 80 to 589 and encodes 169 amino acids. NCBI's taxonomy places the organism in Eukaryota, Fungi, Ascomycota, Sordariomycetes, Sordariales, Sordariaceae. The transcript has a single exon. The record is from RefSeq and is a predicted model, not a curated record.